AUGGCCCCUGUUCUCCCCGUGUCCGGGAAAAGGGGGUGGUCCCCAGCGUCGGAUGCAGCCAAGAGGUCAGAGAAUGUGGACUGGAAGAAGCCUGGGGUCUGGGAAUUGAGAGAGAGGGCAGCUUUGGGCAGUGAUGAGGUUGGAGGCCAGACCAUCGAGGGGGAGGGGGUUGAAUUACAUGGGACAGCCGUAAGAGGAGGCCCAGGAUUUCCGAAGCCCGGGCAUCCCCUAGAGGCAGCCUCUGGCACAAACUGGAGUUUGGCCAGAGUUAUUCACCCCUACCCUGAGAUCCAGGGAGGCGUGGGCCUCUGUUCCCCUGCUGCCUGCCUGGGUCUGGAGAGCAUAUCAGCACAUCAGUCACGUCUGCCUAUCUACACUGUGAUCUACCUCCUUGGUUCUCCACCUCUCCCGGGAAGGGAGGGGUCGGUGACAUUCAAGUACGUGGCCGUGGACUUGUCCUGGGAGGAGUGGGGGCAGUUGGGCCCUGCCCAGAAGGAGCUGUACCGGGAGGUGAUGCUGGAGAUCUACAAGCACCUGGAAUUUGGGCCUGGUUGUUUCCAAGCCAGAUGUAAUCUUGCAGCUGGAGCAAGGGGAAGCACUGUGGAUGCCAGGGGGCGAGGUGCCGAGGAGAAACUGCCCAGGCCAGUGCCUAACUCAACAUCCGUUCUCACUGGACAGAGAAGCCAUAAGGAAGUCAUGAUCAUGGAAACCCUUCAGCCAGAACACGUAGCGCAGCGCUACCUCUGUCUUUUUUUGAAGCACUGUUAAAGUUAUUGGAACGAAAACCCCAGAGCCAGGCACAGACCCCAGCAGCACCCUGCUUGAGAGACCUCUUUCUGCGUUACAUUGAACCGUGAAUGACUGCUGUUUGAAGCCACCUAGUUGUUUAACCCAUAUCGCCCUCUUUUCUACACUUAUAUCGUGAAAGACCACGUUCUUUGCCAAGUUCAAGAUGAAAAUCGUGCUAUGCCUCCGUUGGUUGAGAUCCUCAUCAGCCUAAUAGUUGGUCUCUUUCACUGCUCCAGUGUAGCCUACCUACUGCUGCCAAAGGAAAUUUUAAGUCCAAAUCUGACCAUUUGACUCCCCU
Molecule: messenger RNA, 1087 nt
Organism: Vombatus ursinus (common wombat)
Lineage: Eukaryota; Metazoa; Chordata; Mammalia; Diprotodontia; Vombatidae
Exons: 7
Coding region: 1-768 (255 amino acids)
Biological process (GO): regulation of DNA-templated transcription
Source: RefSeq, a predicted model, not a curated record